AGUAACGGGUGGAGCUCCACAGGGACAUGCCCGAGCUUGUUGCUGUUUCCAUUGUAUUCAGGCAGUAAGAUCGAAUGCGUUGCGAGUCGAAUUUAGAAUCCCUGGCUGCUGUGAGAGUUCUAGAAUCCAGUUCCCCCAACUGCCACCAGAUGUCAGCACCCUUCCAAACCUUUGUCUUCCUGGACUUGGAAGCAACAGGGCUCAGAGACGACCGUCCGCGAGUGACAGAACUGUGCCUGGCUGCCGUCCAUCGCUUCUCCCUGGAGAACCCCCCCGGGGGGGGCAGAGCGAGGCCGCAGCUCCCCCGAGUCAUGGACAAGCUCUGCCUCUGCGCCGACCCACACAAACUGGUCUGUCAACGCGCGCUGGAGCUUAGCGGCUUGAGCAACGAGAACCUGACCGAAAACUGCAAGCCCGGCUUCGACGAGGUGGCAGUGUCCCUCAUCAACGGCUUCCUGCAGAGACAGGCUCCUCCGGUGUGCCUGGUGGCCCACAACGGGUUCCGCUACGACUUUCCUCUCCUGCGGACGGAGCUCCUGCGUCAGGAUUCGGAUCUCCCUCCCGGUGUGUUCUGCGCAGAUUCCUACAGAGCCCUCCAAGAGAUCCUCUGGGACCCCCAAUCCCCAAAGAACCACAGGGGCUACAGCUUAGCCACGCUGUACAGGCGUUUCUAUCGGAGCUGCCCCCCUGUGUCUCACUGCGCUGAAGCAGACGUGAGCACCCUCAUCGCUGUGUUUCUCAGCCAGGCCAGGGAUCUGCUCGUCUGGGCUGAUCUCAACGCCUGCCCCUGGGAAAUUACCCCCCCUAUGUACAACCCCAGCCCCCGAAAACCACUGAGGAUGCCCCAAGAAACUCAGAAUGGAGGUACACCCAAAAGACAGAUGAAGGUGGCAAGAUCGAGCCAGGCUUUAGGGUUGUGCUAGCUCUAUAGAAACACACAGGCAGGCAGCCGCUUAUCAGGCAUGCACAGUUAUCCAGGAAUUUUAUAAUGAAAUGUUAACCAAAGUCCUUGUUUUUAUUUGUACUAUCACUGUUGAUGCAAUGUAAUGGUCAUAUUGAGCUAAAAUGUUACAGAACAAAUAAUUAUGACUUUUUUUUUUUUUACUUAUUUUUGUAAUAGUGGAUGAAUAUACAGGCUUUUAACAUGCUGUUAUACAUGUCAGAUAAACACAUGCUUUGCUGUGUCCAAUGGUAUUGAAAUCUAACCUUGUGUGCAAUUUUUAUUCAAUUUUAGUGUAUUUUAACAGCUUGAAAAGCAAGUUUUUUAUGUAUUUCAAAAUAAACUUUUGGGGAUCAGUUACAGUAAAUCAUGUUUUAAAUCGAUGAAAUAAAAAUAUGAAAACAAA
Molecule: messenger RNA, 1346 nt
Organism: Acipenser ruthenus (sterlet)
Lineage: Eukaryota; Metazoa; Chordata; Actinopteri; Acipenseriformes; Acipenseridae
Product: three prime repair exonuclease 2-like
Exons: 2
Coding region: 75-923 (282 amino acids)
Biological process (GO): DNA catabolic process
Cellular component (GO): cytoplasm
Molecular function (GO): nucleic acid binding; 3'-5'-DNA exonuclease activity
Source: RefSeq, a predicted model, not a curated record